Messenger RNA from Salvia miltiorrhiza (redroot sage), 1453 nucleotides. RefSeq lists its product as uncharacterized. The record is from RefSeq and is a predicted model, not a curated record. The transcript is spliced from 10 exons. Gene Ontology annotation, molecular function: RNA binding. Gene Ontology annotation, cellular component: nucleus; cytoplasm. NCBI's taxonomy places the organism in Eukaryota, Viridiplantae, Streptophyta, Magnoliopsida, Lamiales, Lamiaceae. Gene Ontology annotation, biological process: mRNA processing. Bases 418 to 1320 code for a protein of 300 amino acids.
AAUUAGGAAAUAGGGUUCUGAUUUCUCUCUCUUUCUCACCACCGUUCGCUCGCUCUCUCUCUCUGCCCUCUUCCGUUUCAAUCUCUCUCGGUCUCUCUCUGCAGCCGCCGGUCGCCAGUGGCCACGGCCUCGCCGCCUCGGACAUCUCCGUCAAGCGCUGCGAUUUGCAAGAGCCAAGCAGGCAGCACAGCAGCAGUGCGCCGCCCAGCCCUCGCCGGCUCGCCCCGCCCCGUCUCCUUCGAUUGAAAGCUGCAGCGCUGCCCUCACCUAUUCUUUCCCGCGCCCGCCUCCUUUGGCUUCGGUGCCUCCGUCCGGCGACUCCGCAGCAGCAGCCGUUUCCAACAAAAGAUUACACAUUCGUUAAAAGAUGGGUGUGUUUUGGCCGGAAAAUGGAUAGUAGAAUUUGAAGGAGAAAAGAUGGAAGGCGAAGAGGUGAAUAUCGAAGAAUUGACUGCCAACCUCUCUACUUACGAAGAUCAACUUCAGCAGGUGCGCAAACUAUUGAAUGAUGACCCGAAGAAUUCCGAGUUUUUGGACAUGGAGAAGGAACUUGUGGAGGUGAUUGCAUUAACAGAGGAGCUUCUGGAAACUGCAAAACAAAAUGAUGGUAGUUCUGAACUUGUUACUGGCGCUAGUGGUGAAGCAUCUCCUGAUCUGCAACUUUCUGGGAGCACCUUUGAUAAACCAAGAACUACCGCUAUUAAUGGUAAUAAAUUUCCUAUUGGCAUCAAAGUCCAAGCAGUCUGGAGCGAAGAUGGAGAGUGGUAUGACGCAACCAUUGAGGCUCAUACACCCAAUGGGUAUUAUGUCUGCUAUGAUGGAUGGGGUAACAAGGAAGAGGUGGAUCCUGAUAAUGUUAGACCUAUCCAAGAAGACACUGCAAACCCUUUGCUGGAAGCUGAAAAGAUUGCUGUGGCUACUAAAGAAGCCCUUAAACGGAAGAUUGCCCAAUCUGCUAGUAAAGAAUUCGAGACCUGGACUGUUCCUGCGAAACUUCAAAUUGAACCUAAUGAUCCUGAAGAUGUGAAAGCUGCAAAGCGUAAAAAGAUACAUGCAUUUAAGUCCAAAAUGCGCAUGGAAGCAAAAGAAGUUACACAAAAUAAGAGGCAGAAUGCCUGGCAGCAAUUCCAGACCACUAAAGGCAAAGCUAAAAAGGUUGGUUUCUUCUCCGGCCGAAAGCGCGAGAGCAUAUUCAAGUCUCCUGAUGAUCCAUUUGGGAAAGUUGGAGUGACUGGAAGUGGGAAAGGUUUGACAGAGUUUCAGAAAAGAGAAAAACAUUUACAUCUUAAAGGAGCAAAUAUGGAAAGUGCAGAUGAGUAAUGUAAACCAGUUAGAGUUCUCUUACUGUUGUGUAGAUUUUUAUGAGGAUUGUCUUUUCUAUGCAAAUUGUGAUUGCACUAGCAGAGCUAUAUAUGAAGAUGUUGGCUGCCUCAUGAUUGAAAUGUUUUCUAUA